AUGCUGAGUGUGGGGAAUUUUUGUUGUCAUUGUUACGGACCGAUUGUACUCUCUCUCUCUCUCUCUCUCUCUCUCUCUCUCUCUCUCUCUCUCUCUCUCUCUCUCUCUCUCUCUCUCUCUCUUUGUGUUUCUCCCAAUAAUCUUUCGCGAGUUUCUUUUAAUCUUUCUUUAUUCCGUUUGGCACCUCUCUCUCUCUCUCUCUCUCUCUCUCUCUCUCUCUCUCUCUCUCUCUCUCUCUCUCUCCUUGCAUUCCGGAAGCUUUUAUUCUUUGUGUUCAUAUAUCUACCUCAAUUUCACCUACACACACACACACACACACACACACACACACACACAUACACGCACAGUCAUGCUUUUUUUUUUUUCCCUCCCUCAGUUUCCUUUUCCGCAUUUUAUUUUAUUUUUAUUUUUAUUGUUCUCUCGCCUUUCUUUAUUUUCUUCAGUCAUCAUUUUCCUACUUUAAUUCGCUUUCUGUAUUUCUUUUUAUGCUACUUCCCUUUUCUCUUAUUCAUCACUAUCUAUUUAUCAUUCCUCCUUUAUCACCAUCUAUAUAUCUAUUCCCAAAAAUUACUUCUCAGUUUUUUUCGUUUUCUCUUCUACUUCUCUCUUGUAAUUCCUCUCUUCAUCAUUAUUCAUUUUGUUGCUAGUUUUUUUUUUCAUUUUCUCCUCUACUUUUCUCUUUUAUUUCCUCUCUUCAUCAUUAUUCAUUUUCUGUUGCUAGUUUUUUUUCAUUUUCUCUUCUACUUUUCUCUUUUAUUUCCUCUCUUCAUCAUUAUUCAUUUUCUGUUGCUAUUUUUUUUCAUUUUCUCUUCUACUUUUCUCUUUUAUUUCCUCUCUUCAUCAUUAUUCAUUUUCUGUUGCUAUUUUUUUUCAUUUUCUCUUCUACUUUUCUCUUUUAUUUCCUCUCUUCAUCAUUAUUCAUUUUCUGUUGCUAGUUUUUUUUUCAUUUUCUCUUCUACUUCUCUCUUGUAAUUCCUCUCUUCAUCAUUAUUCAUUUUCUGUUGCUAGUUUUUUUUUUCAUUUUCUCUUCUACUUCUCUCUUGUAAUUCCUCUCUUCAUCAUUAUUCAUUUUGUUGCUAGUUUUUUUUUCAUUUUCUCUUCUACUUUUCUCUUGUAAUUCCUCUCUUCAUCAUUAUUCAUUUUGUUGCUAGUUUUUUUUUCAUUUUCUCUUCUACUUUUCUCUUGUAAUUCCUCUCUUCAUCAUUAUUCAUUUUCUGUUGCUAGUUUUUUUUUCAUUUUCUCUUCUACUUUUCUCUUUUAUUUCCUCUCUUCAUCUUUAUUCAUUUUCUGUUGCUAGUUUUUUUUCAUUUUCUCUUCUACUUCUCUCUUGUAAUUCCUCUCUUCAUCAUUAUUCAUUUUCUGUUGCUACUUUUUUUUUCAUUUUCUCUUCUACUUUUCUCUUUUAUUUCCUCUCUUCAUCUUUAUUCAUUUUCCGUUGCUAGUCUUAUCUAUAUAUUUUCUCUCCUCCACGCUUUCUACUCCUUUUCUAUAAUUUCCUCAACGCUCAUAUUUACUCAAGCUUACAUUAGUUUAACUCUAUGCAAUCUUUUUUUUCUUUCUUUAUAUUUGCUAGUCCACGCAUCAUCACCUCCUCUGAACUCUUCCUUUCCUGGUCAUAUUUAUCCCUUUUUUUUAUAACUUUUUACAUUUGCUAGUUUCUUUCAUUUGUAUCAGCUAUUAAUCAUUCUAUUACUUCUCCUUCUUUCUCUUUGCUAAUAGUUUCUUUCAUCCUCUUUCAUUACCUGUUAUCACCUGUUACUUCUCUGUCUCUCCCUUUGCUAAUAGUUUCUUUCAUCAUCUUUCAUUACCUACCUAUUAUUCAUUCUAUUACUUCUCCUUCUUUCUCUUUGCUAAUAGUUUCUUUCAUCCUCUUUCAUUACCUGUUAUCACCUGUUACUUCUCUGUCUCUCUCUUUGCUAAUAGUUUCUUCCAUCACCUAUUAAUCAUUCUAUUAUUUCUCCUUCUUUCUCUUUGCUAAUAGUUUCUUUCAUCCUCUUUCAUAACCUGUUACUUCUCUUUCUUUCUCUUUGCCAAUAGUUUCUUUCAUCCUCUUUCAUUACCUGUUAUCACCUGUUACUUCUCUUUCUCUCUCUUUGCUAAUAGUUUCUUCCAUCACCUAUUAAUCAUUCUAUUAUUUCUCCUUCUUUCUCUUUGCAAAUAGUUUCUUUCAUCCUCUUUCAUAACCUGUUACUUCUCUCUCUUUCUCUUUGCCAACACUCUACGAUUCACCAACUCUCCUUUUUUUCCUUUCUCUCUUGAUGUGUUCCUUCUAUCAACACAUUUAUCUCGACUUACUCCUAUUACUAUUACCCCUAUUCUUACUAUCCCUAUUCUAUCUCUUCUAUCAAUUUCCCAGAGCUAAUUAAUAUCCUGUCCAUUCUUUUCGUCUUCCAAAUUAACCCCAUUUUCUAUUCCUUCACAUACUCAUAACACCUAUUACUACUAUUCCUAUUCUAUUACUAUUACGAUCCUAUUUUCAUUCCGAGUAUUAAAAUUCUCAUUCCCUUUUCUCCUGCCCAUUCUUCACCUUCCCUUUCUCUUUCACCUCUCUCACAUACGUUCGUGGAUAGCAAGACUCACUUCCGCUCACCUGUUCGCACUCACCUGCCUGCCACGGGACUCUCCUGGGGCGCUAACGAGAUAUAUAUAUAGCCCAGGUAGAGUGAUUAUUCUUAUCAUUAUCAUUUAUUAUCAGUUAUUAUCAUUAUUGUUGUUCUUUUGUUUGGUAAGUAUUUUGCGCUUAUUCUUUCUUUCUUACUUUCACUUAAUUUUUUUUCUAUCCCACUUUCAUUUUUCUUUUCUUUUUUAUUGUUUUUUCUCUUCAUUGUUUUCUUUCUCUUCUUUCUCCUCCACUUCCCUCCAUUUUUAAAUUUUUGUCUAACUCCCUUUUCAUUUGUUACUUCCAUUAUUUAUCUUUUUUUAUCUCAAUUAUCUUUC
Messenger RNA from Eriocheir sinensis (Chinese mitten crab), 2937 nucleotides. Its product is annotated as ATP synthase subunit a-like. The record is from RefSeq and is a predicted model, not a curated record. Bases 1 to 972 code for a protein of 323 amino acids. The transcript has 4 exons. NCBI's taxonomy places the organism in Eukaryota, Metazoa, Arthropoda, Malacostraca, Decapoda, Varunidae.